Messenger RNA from Exophiala oligosperma, 813 nucleotides. RefSeq lists its product as uncharacterized. NCBI's taxonomy places the organism in Eukaryota, Fungi, Ascomycota, Eurotiomycetes, Chaetothyriales, Herpotrichiellaceae. The coding region runs from base 1 to 813 and encodes 270 amino acids. The record is from RefSeq and is a predicted model, not a curated record. The transcript has 2 exons.
AUGGCUACAAGCUCGAAUAACGCGUACCUUGGAUUUCUCAUUGCUGGAAAGUACACUGACUUCAUCAUCCAAUGUCAAAAUGUCGAGUUCAAAGUCCACCGGAUCAUAACCGCCGAAAGUGGUAGAAUCACGUUUCCGGAGAUAAAGCCAGACAUCAUGGCUCGGGUCAUCCUUUUUAUGUACUCCAGAGAUUACAACUCUUACCAUCUCCCAACUUUCUACAUGACAUUUGUCGGUGACGACACGAAGGACAUGAAGGACCCGAAGGACACUGAGGAUACGAGGUCCGAUACAGAAGAAGAGGACGGCUACCGGGGCGAGAAUGGAGAUAUCCAAGCGGGCGGCCUAAGAACUGCUCUGAAUGUGAAUGCCCUGAUGUACCAGUGUGCCGACAUGCUAGAUUUCGAAGAUCUGAAGCAGGUUGCAUGCAGGCGAUUCAUAGAUCACGCAAAACUUGUCUACGGGAUGGAUGGAUUUGAAGAGCCCUUGCGCGUCGUUUACGAGUCUACAAGGGAAGAUGACAAGGAUCUCAGAUUCCAAGUCACUUGCUUGUGCAUUGAGAAUUGUGGUCUCCUUGCUCGGCGAGAAAAGACGGCAGCUGUCGUUGAAGAGUACAAUCCCCACCUUUGGGCUGUCUCGGUGGAGGUCAAUAAGCGGAAGAUGAGCAUCACGAGAGCCGUUGACGACCUCAAUGACGAGCUGCACUUGAGAGGUUGUAAGCAUCUGGUUCCAAUGAAGCGGAUGAGCCUGAAGGUAUCCACGCAGGACGACGUACACUCCAUCACAAUGAAGUGUCAGCUAUGCUCGGGCUGA